Messenger RNA from Peronospora belbahrii, 399 nucleotides. The record is from the annotation of a GenBank genome assembly. Lineage: Eukaryota; Oomycota; Peronosporomycetes; Peronosporales; Peronosporaceae.
AUGGUGGGUGUAUACUGCGUCGGGCUCGCGACUUUUCCUGCCACCAAGAACCAGAUCUCGGCUCGUGACGGACUUGCUGCAGUCUACCGCUCUGUGCCGUCAAUUGGACGCUUCACAGGUACCGCCUUCUUGGCACCACUGUAUAGCAUCAGCGAGCUUGUGCAGAACUUCUGUUGGCUUUGUGCCGUUUACUGUGGUACCUACACGAAGCACGUCGUGACCAACAGUAGCUACGCUGGUUGUCUUCGCGUCACCGAUAAGGAAACAUUACCACGCGUGCACGGUCAGAUGUUACGAGGUGCGUUUGUGCUGAACACAUCUCUGCGCGAUGGUAUGAACCGCAUCAUGCUCAUUAGGCUACCCAAGCAUAGCGAAUCCGGCAACCCGUUAGCUAUUUAA